UGAUGUCUAGAAAACACUAAAAGAGAAAAUCAAGAACUGAAAAUAAAAAGAGUAGAUUUUAAUAGUUUGCAUUUUCUGUAUUGAGUUCUCUCUAUCAUGGCAACAGAAGCAAGUGGCACAUCAGCAGCACCCUUAGCUAACCCAGUUGCAAUCAUCAGCCCUCAGUACUGCUACCCUUACCCAGUUGAUCUUGCAAUUGUGAGAAAAGUGUGGACUCUAGCAGAUGGCAACUUUGAUGUUCAGGAUAUCAAUGGUAACAUCAUCUUUAAGGUGAAAGAAAUCCUCCUAACUUUUCUCCAUGAAAAGAAGCUCAUUCUCGAUCCUGCCGGAAACACCAUCGUCACUUUACGACGCAAGGCAAUGACAGCACAUAGCAGAUGGCAGGUUUUCAGGGGAGAAAGCACAGACCCUAAAGAUGUAAUUUUCACUGCCAAAACACAUUCAAUAUUCUAUCUCAAGACAAAAUUAGAUGUGUUCUUAGCAAAUAACAAUACGGAUGAAAAGGUUUGUGAUUUCAAGGUGAAAGGCAGCUUUUUCGAACGAUCUUGUGUCGUUUACGCCGGAGAUGAAGACUCUACGACAAUCGUUGCACAGAUGCAUAAAAAGCACUCGGCUCAGAGUAUAUUGCUGGGGAAGACAAAUUUCACGGUGACAGUGUAUCCCAACAUCGAUUAUGCUUUCAUAGUUGCUCUGAUUGUGAUUCUUGAUGAUAUCAAUCGCGAGGCACAAGAUGCUGCCUCAUAACUAUGAUUAAUUUUCAAACUCGGACUUGGUCUACUAUAUGCAAAAAACCAAAAAUAAAAAUAAAAAUUAAUGACCUUUUCUUAAUUUGUUGAACUACUGGAAGAAAUAAAAUGUUUACACUUGUGAUA
This is a messenger RNA of Ricinus communis (castor bean), 872 nucleotides long. RefSeq names its product protein LURP-one-related 10. The record is from RefSeq and is a predicted model, not a curated record. The coding region runs from base 97 to 744 and encodes 215 amino acids. Lineage: Eukaryota; Viridiplantae; Streptophyta; Magnoliopsida; Malpighiales; Euphorbiaceae. The transcript has 3 exons.